Molecule: messenger RNA, 252 nt
Organism: Thelazia callipaeda (thelaziosis nematode)
Lineage: Eukaryota; Metazoa; Nematoda; Chromadorea; Rhabditida; Thelaziidae
Source: the annotation of a GenBank genome assembly
AUGCCAGUAGACUACCCGGCAUUUAAUAACAAUGCAAAUGUUAAAGAAGAUGUUGACAUUAGUUUAAAACCAGAAGAAGAUGAAUCUAAGGAUACUAAGGAUUCUUUUAAUGCUAAUUACGUUGGAAGCAAUUCCUUCAAUAAUAAUGCUAAUCGGGUGUCUAGAUAUCGUUCAAGAUGGGAAAGGAAAUUCUUUUUACCAAGAUCGAAAAAUUGGGGAAUACCUUAUGCCUGCUGUGAUUUAAUUUAUUAA